Molecule: messenger RNA, 1176 nt
Organism: Bipolaris zeicola 26-R-13
Lineage: Eukaryota; Fungi; Ascomycota; Dothideomycetes; Pleosporales; Pleosporaceae
Exons: 4
Coding region: 1-1176 (391 amino acids)
Source: RefSeq, a predicted model, not a curated record
AUGGAAUCACUACACGAGAACAGGGGGCCGGAGCUGCAAGCGGUGUGCUCGACAUUCGUUUCUCUUGCCUUUGUAGCCACUGUUUUGAGGGUCUACAUACGAUCUCGCAUCGUCAAGGCUUUCGGCGCGGAUGACUGGUGGAUGGUGGCUGCACUUCUUUUCCAUGUCAUGUUUGCAACUUGCGCAAUAGGCGGUAUUCAUUAUGGCACUGGACGCCAUAUGAGAACGCUUACGAACGAGCAACAGUACAAGGCUCUUCGGUAUUGGUGGCUAUGCUACAUUGCCUACUGCUGGGCAAUGAUUACGUCCAAGAUUUCCAUCGGUCUCUUCCUUCUGCGCGUCACUGUCCAAAAUAUCCACAAGUGGAUCAUCUACAUCGCCAUGGCCCUCACCAUGCUUACUGGACUGGUUUUCUUCUUCGUCACAUUACUACAAUGCACCCCAAUCGCCUUCUUUUGGGACAGACAAAUCAAGGGCGGCUACUGCGUCAAUGUGGACAUCAUCAUUGGCCUGACAUUCUUGUACAGCGCCAUCUCAGUUAUCAGCGACUUUACCUUUGCGAUCUUACCUUUCUUCCUCAUCUGGUCAUUGAACAUGUCUACCAAGACGAAGGCCAUGUUGAUUCCGGUUCUCGGAAUGGCUUGCGUUGCAAGUGUAGCAGUUGUCGUCCGCAUGGCCUACGUUAUGGACUUUAGAGAUCCAGACUUCCUGUGGGCUACAGUGGACAUUGCCAUUUGGUCCGAUAUCGAGCAAGGACUAGCCAUCACCGCCGGUUCCCUCGCCACUCUGCGUCCCCUCUGGCGAGAAAUCGCAACCACGCUCAGCCUCUCGUCAGCUUUCAGCCCCUCUACGCCAUCCGGUAUGCGCACACCACAAUGGAACGGCGACCCGACAUCGAGCCAGUCCCGCAAGAAACCCUCGAUCUACAGCAUGACGAGAUCUCUCUUCCAGACCGAAAAGGGGACUCCAUCAAAGGAGCUCGACGAAGACUAUGGCAUGGGCAAUCUUGCGCCCAUACGGCUACGAGAUGAUCUCUCUGCUGAGAACGAAAAGACAGACAAUGGGUUCUCCACAUGGCGGAUAAAGGGCGGAGGAAGCAAGAUUUCAGACGAGGAGUGCCGUAUUGGGGAAAUCACAAGGGAGACGUAUAUCGAACAGGAACGUGGAACCCGAUGA